AUGUUGGGUACAGUACUACCGAGCCGAUCCCUCGGUGAGGAGACACCGACGGAGUUUGCCAUCCUUUCACCAGCCCAUGCCAUUCUCUUCGUAGUAGUGGGCUUGCUGCUCUUUUUUCUCUACAGACAAGCUCUUCCCAAACCGAUUCCUGGCAUCCCUUACAACAAGGCUUCAGCGAAGAGCAUACUUGGGGAUGUUGCUUCACUGCAAGAGGGCAUAGCCCGAACUGGCGCGUUCCAGAUAUGGCUUCACGAACAAGCGGCAAAGCACAACUCGCCCCUUUUCCAAAUCUUCAUCCGCCCUUUCGGAAAACCAAUGCUCAUUCUCUCUGAUUUCAGAGAGGCCCAAGAUGUGCUUUUGCGGCGGGGCAAGGAAUUCGACAGAGCGAGCAUCGUGGGUGACAUGAUCUCAGGGGCUGUGCCCAAUCACCACAUCAUCAUGAAGACGAACAGCGAGUGGAAGCACCACCGAAGACUCCUUCAGGACCUCAUGUCUCCCCAGUUCCUGAACGAGAACGCCGCGCCCAUCCUCUACUCUGGCAUCCUGCAGCUCAUUCAGCUCUGGAACGACAAGGCCCGCAUUGCAGAAGGCCGCCCCUUCCAGGCCGACUCCGACAUCUACUACUCCAUUCUUGAUGCGACGACAGCCUUCUCCUUUGGAGCCGGUGCCAAAAGUGCCAUUCGUCCUACCGUGGACCUUAUAAAAGGCUUAAGUACUAAUAACAUUCGCCAGCUCCGAGGAUCAACGCCUGCUGGCGGCGAGCAGCCUCUGCACUUUCCCACUGCCAAGAUCGACGAGAGCCUCAGGGCAUCGCUUGAUGUAGCGGAUGCAAUUGAGCAGCUUCAAGGGUCGCCCGUCCCUAGACUCAAGUGGAAACUCAGCGUAGAGAGGCAGCCCGCUGUACGCCAAGCGAUCCAGAUCAAAAACGCUUUCCUCCGCGAGGAGAUCAGCAAGGCCCUGGACAGAACGCAGAACUCCAAGGAGUCCAAGGAGCAUUCUUCUGCCGUUGAACUCAUGGUUUCAAGGGAAAAGAAGCUCGCCGAUAAUGAUGGCAGGAAACCAGACUUCUUCUCUUCUAUGAUGAUGGACGAGAUCUACGGACUCAUGAUAGCAGGGCACGACACUACCAGCACCACCUUAGGUUGGGGUGUCAAGCUUCUGGGAGACAACACAGACUCCCAGUCUAAGCUCCGCGAAGUCCUCGAGUCCGCCUUUCCCGACGCUGCUGCCGAAAACCGAAACCCGACAAUCAAGGAGAUCACUGGAACCAAGGUCCCAUACCUGGAUGCCGUAGUAGAGGAGAUUAUUCGUCACGGCAGUGCCGCUGUUCUCCUGGAUCGUGAGGCUAUCUGCGACACGGAACUCUUCGGUCAUCGCAUUCCUAAGGGCACCAUCAUCCUCUCGCCCGCCCGCGGACAGAGCAUUCUGAAGCCCUCCAUCCCAGUCGACGAGUCGACGCGCAGCAAGAGCAGCCAGAACGCAAAGGCCAGAGCCUGGGACGACGCAGACAUCACUCACUUCAAGCCGGAGCGCUGGCUGGUCGAUGCCAAUGAUUCCCCGCCCGAAUUUGACCAGCAGGCCGGGCCCCAGCUUGCGUUUGGCUUUGGUACCAGAGGCUGCUAUGGACGACGUCUGGCGUACCUCGAGAUGCGUAUUAUCGUCACGAUGAUUGUGUGGAACUUCCAACUGCUUCCUUGCCCGAAGGAGCUGUCUGGCUACGCGCCCAAGGAAGGCUUCACGUAUAAGCCCAAGGACUGUUAUGUGCGCUUGCAGGCGCUUCAUUGA
This is a messenger RNA of Colletotrichum abscissum, 1785 nucleotides long. Its product is annotated as cytochrome P450. Gene Ontology annotation, molecular function: oxidoreductase activity, acting on paired donors, with incorporation or reduction of molecular oxygen; heme binding; monooxygenase activity. NCBI's taxonomy places the organism in Eukaryota, Fungi, Ascomycota, Sordariomycetes, Glomerellales, Glomerellaceae. The record is from RefSeq and is a predicted model, not a curated record. Bases 1 to 1785 code for a protein of 594 amino acids. The transcript is spliced from 2 exons.